CCAUUGUUACAACAAAAAUAUUUUUAAUUUAUUUAGUGCUGCUCUGUUUAUUGUAAAUAUACUUCCGGAGAACACGUACGUUGCAAGAAAAUGACAUUUCUGACGUCGUGGGAAGAAUUUGCUAAGGCCGCAGAAAGAUUAUAUACCAAUGACCCAAUGAAGUGUCGCUUCGUCACAAAGUAUCGCCACUGUGAUGGGAAGCUAGAGGUGAAAAUUACAGAUGAUUCUGUUUGUUUGCAGUACAGAACUGAAAUGGCACAAGAUGUCAAGAAACUGGAAAAGCUCACUAACCAGUUAAUGAGACAUAUGGCCUCAAAGGAGAAGUGAACAUUGGAUUUAUAAAAUGCAUUGGCUUUAAGCCUAUAACUGAAAACUCCAGUUUAAUUAAGCAGAAUGCACACAAAAGACAUUUUGUCACUCAGUGGUUACAGGAAAUUUUAUUAUGAAAACAAGGAGUCAAAUGACAAGUGCUUGAAAAUUUCAGGAGUUGGAUGAAAUUUUCAGGAGUCAAAGUACAGAAGCACAGAUCUCUUUUUAUGUGCAUACUAGCUGAACUCUCUGUAAAUAUUGAAUAAUUAAACCUUUUAGUCAAAUAGUAAGCAAUUUAAAACUCUUUUAUUAGAUGCAAUACGUUAUUGAUCUAUCAUCUUGUUUACAUCAACAUGAUGCAAAGCAGAUAAUAAGCAUGAGUCAAAAGUGAAAUCAUAGCAAAAUCUUGCAUCAAAAGGCAGGAUUCUGAUUGAAUUGAGAUGCCUGUGACUUAUAAAUGUGCAUUUGUUUGAAGUAGAUUGAGAUAAUGUAAAGCAACAUGCCAAGUGGCUGAAAGUUUUAAAACUAACUUUUCUCAAAGAAAGAAAUCCUGGUCUGUUGAUAAGGUAACAACUUUGUUAAGCUAUUCCCAUAACACCAAUCAGUGAUUGCAAAUAUGAAAAGUGAUGUUAUAGAUACGAUCUUUUGUCCUGUUUUUUAGGUCAAUUUGAUUGUGCACAUUCGUUUACCUUGAUUUUCGGAGGUUUGUGGAAACUGCUUGUAUAUUGUUUAUAUUUAUUAUGUUUUGCUAUUUGAUGUAAAAAGAUUUAAUAAACUUCAACAGGUU
Dreissena polymorpha is the source of this 1096-nucleotide messenger RNA. RefSeq names its product signal recognition particle 9 kDa protein-like. The transcript has 3 exons. Gene Ontology annotation, cellular component: signal recognition particle, endoplasmic reticulum targeting. Gene Ontology annotation, molecular function: 7S RNA binding. The record is from RefSeq and is a predicted model, not a curated record. Bases 91 to 327 code for a protein of 78 amino acids. Lineage: Eukaryota; Metazoa; Mollusca; Bivalvia; Myida; Dreissenidae. Gene Ontology annotation, biological process: negative regulation of translational elongation; SRP-dependent cotranslational protein targeting to membrane.